CCUCUAUCAAACUGGGUUAAACUGGUUGCUAUUAGUUUUGACAAGAGAAUUUUGUCAAGUUUUACUUCUGUUAGACUAUUUUGUGGUGAUAUAUUAUAUACUUGCAAAAUACAACGAUUAAUCAUCGAUUAAUCUUGGUAAUAAAACGAUAAAAAAAUAAUGGAAUCGGAUUACGAUGAAAACCAUGGCGGUUGGACAGAUGAAAUGGCAAGAACAACUGAUGAUUGCGGAGGAGAAGAUAGCUUUGAUAAUCCUCAAGAAAUUUUAAAUGAAUGUUUAGAUAAAUUUAAAACACCUGAUUAUAUUAUGGAGCCUGGUAUCUUUAUGCAACUUAAAAGGUAUUUCCAAGCUGGUGGAAAUCCUGAACAAGUCAUAGAAUUACUGUCUAAAAAUUAUACUGCCUGUGCACAAAUGGCGAAUCUCCUUGCGGAAUGGCUCAUUCUUGCUGGAGUUAAAGUUUCAGAUGUUCAAGCAAUGGUGGAAAAUAAUUUAAAAGACAUGAUACUGAAAACAUUUGAUCCUAAGAAAGCAGACAAAAUUUUCACAGAGGAGGGUGAAACGCCUGCCUGGUUGACAGAAAUGAUUCAACAUCCCACUUGGAGAUCUCUUAUUUAUAGACUAGCAGAAGAAUACCCCGAUUGUUUGAUGUUGAAUUUUACUAUAAAGCUUAUAUCUGAUGCUGGAUUCCAAGGUGAGAUUACGAGCAUAUCAACGGCUGCACAACAGAUUGAAGUAUUUUCACGAGUUCUAAAAACCGCGAUUGCUGGUUUCUUACAAAAUACGGAGGAUUGGCAGUCGAGUAUACAGGAGUGCGCGAAAAUGGUAUGUCAUGGACAACACACUUAUGUUUAUAGUCAAGUAUUAUUACAAAUUCUUGCUCAAGAGUCUCGUGGCGGAUUUAUGAUGAAAAGGCUCUCCCAAGAAAUCACAAAAUGCGCUCAACAAAAUCAUCAUGACGUUACUCCGAUUACUAUGGCACUUAACGGAGCUUCGAGUAGCCCCAGUGCAUGUCAAGCACUGGCAUCCAUGUUAUCGCGAAAUACUUUAAAUCCUGCAGAUAUUAGCGUACUGUUUCGAAAUUAUUCUACGAUAGAGCCGCCUCCCAUAGAAUUACUUCGCAAUCCACAGUUUUUAGAAUUAUUGGUUGACGCCCUUUUUAAACCAGGCGUGAAAAUUAAUCCCGAGCAUAAGUCAAAAUACAUAUAUUUAUUAGCUUACGCAGCUAGCGUAUGCGAUAUUCCGGCUAAAAAGGGACAUCCCCGUAAAUUAAAUAAAGAUGAGUUAAAGACAACUAUUCAAGCUAUAGAAAAAGUUCAUAAUAUUUGUAACAUUAACAAAGGAUCAACCGAACUGAUAGCCGAAUUACAUACUUUAUACCAAUGUAUAAGGUUUCCUGUCGUAAGCGUUGGGGUAAUUAGAUGGGUGGAAUGCACUGUAACGGAACCAUCGUAUUUCAAAUUAUGUACAGAACAUUGUCCUGUUCAUCUUGCUCUACUCGAUGAAGUUGUAGCGUGUCAUUCCUUAUUACAUCCAAAAGUGCUACAACUUCUUGUAUACUUAUUUGAAAGUAAACAGGACGAACUAGAAAUACUUGUGCAGUUGGAAAUGAAAAAAAUGUUAAUCGAUAGAAUGGUUAAUUUAUUAAGCAGAGGUUGCGUAGUACCGGUAGUAUGUUACAUCAAACAAUGUUGGCAACGCGGAGAUACGGAUGUAUCUUUAAUUAGAUAUUUUGUUACAGAGGUAUUAGAAGCAAUUGCGCCACCGUAUACUUCUGAAUUUGUUCACUUAUUUUUGCCUAUGGUAGAAGAUGAAGAAAUCACGGGCACAAUGCGCGGUGAUAGCGACAAUGAUCUUGUUUCAGAAUUUAUCGUACAUUGUAAAGCACAUUGUCCUACUGCGAGGUGAUGUUUCAAAACUUGAUAAAGGUAGGUUAAAUGAAGAAGAAACUUGUAACUUCGCAAAAGAUAUUUUUACUUCAGAUGAACAUAUUGAAGAAUUACCAUACAUAAAU
This is a messenger RNA of Hylaeus volcanicus, 2011 nucleotides long. RefSeq names its product negative elongation factor D (gene TH1). Gene Ontology annotation, molecular function: RNA binding. The coding region runs from base 160 to 1905 and encodes 581 amino acids. NCBI's taxonomy places the organism in Eukaryota, Metazoa, Arthropoda, Insecta, Hymenoptera, Colletidae. Gene Ontology annotation, cellular component: NELF complex; nucleus. Gene Ontology annotation, biological process: negative regulation of transcription elongation by RNA polymerase II. The record is from RefSeq and is a predicted model, not a curated record. The transcript is spliced from 12 exons.